AGAAAAAUGAAGACCCAUACAGAUUUUCCUGCCAUCUUAUCUUUACAAAGUUAUCUCCUUUGUCAACUACUCCAGUUUCCUUUUUAUCUUUUUCUCCUUUCGCCCAAAACCCAGUUUAUCAACUGUUUCAAAUGCAAAGCAAUUUCAUCUAGAAACCCUCGGAAAUCAUGUCUUGUAUUUACAGCUCACUCUCCUCUUUCUCAAUUUCAUCUAAAUCUGCAUUUCCUUCUUCUUCUCGCUAUAAUUUCAAGCCCAGAAUCUCUUGUUCCGUCGGAGGAACUGUUGCUGAACCGAAAGCUAUUAAUGCAACAGAACCUUUGUUGCUUGAUGCUGUUCGGGGUAAAGAGGUAGAAAGGCCUCCUGUUUGGCUUAUGAGACAAGCAGGGAGGUACAUGAAGAGUUAUCAAAUCUUAUGUGAGAAGCACCCAUCCUUUCGUGAGAGAUCUGAAAAUGUAGAUCUUGUGGUAGAAAUUUCUCUGCAGCCAUGGAAAGUAUUCCAGCCUGAUGGGGUCAUUUUGUUUUCAGAUAUUCUUACUCCUCUCUCUGGAAUGAACAUCCCUUUUGACAUUAUAAAGGGGAAGGGUCCUGUCAUAUUUGAUCCACCGACAACACUUUCUGAUGUUGAGAAAGUUAGAGAAUUCAUUCCUGAAGAAUCAGUUCCAUAUGUUGGAGAAGCAUUAACAAUUUUGCGGAAAGAGGUCAAUAAUCAUGCAGCAGUUCUGGGUUUCGUUGGGGCACCAUUUACCUUGGCAUCAUAUGUGGUUGAAGGUGGUUCCUCUAAGAACUUUACAAAAAUUAAGAGAUUAGCUUUUGCGGAGCCCAAGGUCCUUCAUUCGCUGCUUCAAAUAUUUGCAACCUCAAUGGCUAAAUAUAUCCGUUACCAAGCUGACAAUGGAGCUCAAGCAGUUCAGAUCUUUGAUUCAUGGGCCACAGAGCUAAGCCCAGUCGAUUUUGAGGAGUUCAGUUUGCCAUACUUAAAACAGAUAGUUGAUGCAGUGAAACUAACCCAUCCUGAUCUCCCGCUGAUUCUCUAUGCAAGUGGAUCAGGUGGCUUGCUUGAGAGACUACCCUUGACAGGAGUAGAUGUAAUCAGUUUGGACUGGACAGUUGAUAUGGCUGAUGGUAGGAAACGACUGGGUCCUAAUGUGGCUAUACAAGGUAAUGUGGAUCCUGGAGUGCUUUUUGGCUCGAAGGAAUUUAUUACCAACCGGAUUAAUGAUACAGUGAAGAAAGCUGGUAAAGGGAAACAUAUUUUGAACCUUGGACAUGGCAUCAAAGUAGGUACACCUGAGGAGAAUGUUGCUCACUUCUUUGAGGUUGCCAAAGGUCUUAGGUAUUAUUAGAGACCGAUCAAAUCCUUAUCAAUUUUUACCUGUUCCAUAUUUCCGACGAGGUGUAUCAUUCUUUUCCUCAUUUUUUCCCCUUGUAUCUAGUGCUUCCUGUGAACAGGGAAACAAAUAUUUCCAGAGCAUUUUUGUUGGAAUGUGCUUUUAAGAUCUAUAUGAGACUGACGAUGAAACUAGGUUUUCUUAUUGUGUA
Messenger RNA from Solanum dulcamara, 1539 nucleotides. RefSeq names its product uroporphyrinogen decarboxylase, chloroplastic. The transcript has 6 exons. Gene Ontology annotation, biological process: porphyrin-containing compound biosynthetic process. The coding region runs from base 168 to 1343 and encodes 391 amino acids. The record is from RefSeq and is a predicted model, not a curated record. Gene Ontology annotation, molecular function: uroporphyrinogen decarboxylase activity. NCBI's taxonomy places the organism in Eukaryota, Viridiplantae, Streptophyta, Magnoliopsida, Solanales, Solanaceae.